This is a messenger RNA of Lobosporangium transversale, 404 nucleotides long. RefSeq lists its product as hypothetical. The coding region runs from base 1 to 390 and encodes 129 amino acids. The transcript has 4 exons. NCBI's taxonomy places the organism in Eukaryota, Fungi, Mortierellomycota, Mortierellomycetes, Mortierellales, Mortierellaceae. The record is from RefSeq and is a predicted model, not a curated record.
AUGAUUACGAAGGAUUAUUGGGUAAUGGGUGAGGAUAAUGUGGGCAAUGAGCAAUGGGCAAUGUGCAAUCGUACCGGAAUGACAACACAAACUAUUAAACUUUUUUGCAUUCUUGAGGACAUUUCUUCGGCAUUUCCUGUCAAGCUGGAUGUUGAGGAUACUAUUACGAUUCCUGAUCAGGGCAUUUAUGUCAAUCUCGGCAAGAUUGAUUCUCCAAUACCUCUCACUAAAGGAACUACCGAAAUCACUGAGGUCCCUGGCGCAGCACCAGCUAAGGAAACAAUUCAUGUCAUCUUUCAACGUUUAUCGGCAGUAUUGACGGCUUUCCUUCGUUCCCAUAAGUGUAAUGAGAGGAAUCGAACCAACAUUGCGAUUCAUCGCUCAUACUAAUUAAUUAUUCAAAC